AUGUCUGCAAGCGAGGACGUUACGCCUGUCAACGGCGACGAGAUGGACAUCAUCGUGCCCGACGCUGCUGACUCCAAGAAGGAGCCCGAAUCCGAAGUGGACUGGAAAGCUCAGCGAGCAGCGGAUGACGAGAACAUCCAGAACCUGCUUGCCAAGGCUGAGGAGGGGCAGGGCAUCGGCAUCAACUUCAACGACGACACUCCCUUCGACCAGACCGACAAGGCUGAUAAUGCCGAAGAUUACGAAGAUAUCAGUGACGAUGACCUUCCGGAGGAGGAGGAAGCGACGGGCGGAACGUCGCUAUCCGUGCCCGGCUUGACGGAUGAUGGAGGAACGAGCAACGACACUGAUGAUCUUUUUGGCGAUGGUCCUUCAUCACCCAUCGAGCCUGUUGCCGACGCCACAUCACCGCGACCGCAUAUCCAUGACCCCGAGGACCCCGAGUCAUAUCGUGACCUCAACUUCAACACCGACCCUUCCUCGCUUGCGACAAACCAGGACCCCGACAUCCCACCUCCUCCCGGCGAUUCUGGCGAGCUUGUGAAACAAACAUGGCCUGCGUUCGAGACCGGUAUCACGUUACGGUGGAACGAGCUACUCCCCCCCAAGAGGGCCUACCGGAAAGAGAAGAAGCCGACCAAGAAACCCACGACUCUGAUCACCAGCAAGCUUACGCUUGAACUCGCGACAGACCAAGAGAAGGCCUUCAGGGUGCCGGGGCCUGCCGCGGCUACACGAAAACAGAGGCUGAUCGCAGCUGAGCUAUCAAACCUGGUGGACUGUUCAGUGCCAGAUCCAGAAGACGAGGAUGGCAAGGAGGACGUGGAAAUCGAUUUCGAGUCAGAUUCGGAGACUGUUGGCGGCUUCACCCUCCAGGAUAUCGACAUGGUUUGCGAUGACUGGGCGGUGCACAUCGAUCACACUGAAAAGGAGUUUGAGACCAAGGUCGCUGCGCAGACUGAAGCCGAGAACGUCACAGGCAACAAGAGGGCUGCAGUCGACGAUGACCAGUCGGACGACGAUUGGGAUGCGCUGUUCUUAAAGGAUGACAACGCUGUACAGCCUCGCAAGAAAGUCCGGAUCCCCCUUCCGGCUGGCUUGCCCGACAUUUCACGUUUCACGGCGCCAUCGUUUGACUUGUUCCAAGAGAUGACGAAGCGUGGCGCGAAACGAGUCGUCCUCGACAUGAACGAUCCUUAUCUGCUGCUUGAAGAAACUGAGUCUCAGCGAGGUCCCAAGCGCCAGCGCACCGAGAAGACGCUCGUCCGUAUGGCGAGUGGGCAAUCGAAGCCUGACAUCUUCCAGCGCUUCAACUUGUCGAAUGACGAAGCGUAUGAGGCCCUUAAGGAGAACCACAAGCACAAGGUCAGAGCGACGCUGGGCAACCUCGGUGUCGAGCACAGCAUGCCUGCCCUGAGACUAGCCUGGCCGUACUACAAGGUCAAACUGGACAUUCGCGGCCAUGGCUAUCACCGACCUAACUUCCGUUUCAACAAACAUGAGAGGCAGACAAUCAAGUUCGACAAGCUUACAUACCACAAGCGGAAAACUAAGAAGGGUAAGGCCCACGAGGUUUUCCAAUCCACCAAGGACUUGGGUAUCACCGACAACUGCACGGCUGUCCUGUUUGAAUACUGUGAGAGAACCCCGCCCGUCCUCUCCAACUUUGGCAUGGGCAACCGUGUGAUCAACUACUACCGCAAAAGACAAGUGGACGAAGAAGAAGUGCCCCCAAAGAUGGAUGUUGGCGAAUCUCACGUACUGCAUCCAGAGGAUAGGUCACCGUUUGCCAUCUUUGGUGAGGUCAAGGCUGGCCAGACCAUGCCCACGUUGCACAACCAAAUGUACAGGGCGCCAAUCUUCAAACACCAGCCGCGGUCCACCGAUUUUCUCUGUGUUCGCAGCUCGACUGGCGUGGAAGGCUCAAAGUGGUACCUUCACAACAUUGACCAUCUCUACGUCGUCGGUCAAACAUUCCCAUCCGUGGAAGUCCCUGGCCCCCACAGCAGGAAGGUCACGAACGCGUCAAAGAACAGGAUCAAGAUGAUGUCGUACCGCAUGAUGAGACGCAGUCCCCACAGUGUGGUCAAUCUGGCGGACAUUACAAAACACAUUGCCGAAUCGACGGAUGCUCAGAACCGACAAAAGUUGAAGGAAUUCCUCGUCUAUGCGAAGAUGGACAAGGGACAGUGGAAGCUGAAGCCUGGCGAGACGCUCAUGGACGAGGCCGGUAUUCGUGCGAUGGUCAAGCCUGAGGACGUGUGUCUUAUUGAUGGCAUGCAGCUGGGCAUGCAGAUUCUGGAAGACGCCGGAUUCGACCCCAACAACGUCAACCUCGACGAAGAUAACGAUGACGUUGAAGACGAGGAUGAUGAUCGUACUGCCAAGGGUGGAAAGAAGGCUGCCGACAAGAAUGAAGACAAGUUGGCCGAUAAGAUGGCCCCUUGGAAGACAAGCAAGGCCUUCAUCGAUGCUUGUGCCGGCAAGGCGAUGCUCAAGCUGCACGGAGAGGGUGACCCUACCGGCCAUGGCCUUGGCUUCAGCUUCAUCCGAACGUCGAUGAAGGGAGGCUACAUUGAGACGGUCCAGAAAGGUGGAUCGCACACGACGGCGGCUGACGCCAUGGCAGCACACCCGGACGCCAUGCGCAAAGCUUACAACGGACAUGCCUACAAUGUCAAGGAGCAAGAGGUCAUGUACAAGAAGGGCAUCCAUGAAAUUUGGGAGAAGCAGAAGGCCAGUCUCGGCGAUGGUUCCGAGAAGGACGAUAGCCUUGUUGUCCCCCCUCCAGCCGAUGAGGACGAUCGCUUCAACACGCACGUGUCGCAAACGCCUGCGCAUGUGGACGAGGGCGCCAGUCAAAUUACCGGAUUGACGUCCAACAGCCGCACCCACCACAAGCGCCUCAAGAUCACCCGGGACGUCAAGGGUGAAGACGGCACCAUUGAGCAGCGUGUUGUGAUUCUCGACGACCCUGUCAUUAUCGAUCGGUACAUCAAGCGCCGCAGAGAGAAGGAACUCGAUGAGUUGAACAUCUACGAAGGACACCCAACCGGACACCAUGUGGAAGACCGCCGCACGUUGGCUGAGUCGCGCAAGCCCUCUGCGCGUGAAGACCUGCCUCCUCCCUGGAACACGAAGCCCUUCAAGUUUCCGUGCAAGGUCCUGCAGCGCUCCCUCGACAAGAUGAAAAGACAAACCGUGGCCACUCGAGCGGCGGCCAACGCGAAACGUCUGGAAGAAGCGAAACAGGCGGUCGCCGCAGCCACUGCGCGGCUCAAGCUCGCAUCGCAGAAGCCGGCAAAACCUGCCCCGCCUGCCCCGGGCUUGGCUCGGACGAAGUCAAAGCCACCGUCAAAAGUGGGCGGGCUCAAGAACACCAUGACUCUUGACCGGCAGCCCAAGCGCCAACGACCAUCGGAACCCCCGAUGGAGCCUGCGUCGAGCAAGAGGCACAAACACAGAAACAAGCAUUAA
Molecule: messenger RNA, 3477 nt
Organism: Verticillium dahliae VdLs.17
Lineage: Eukaryota; Fungi; Ascomycota; Sordariomycetes; Glomerellales; Plectosphaerellaceae
Product: transcription initiation factor TFIID subunit 1
Exons: 3
Coding region: 1-3477 (1158 amino acids)
Biological process (GO): RNA polymerase II preinitiation complex assembly; transcription by RNA polymerase II
Cellular component (GO): transcription factor TFIID complex
Molecular function (GO): RNA polymerase II general transcription initiation factor binding; TBP-class protein binding; histone acetyltransferase activity
Source: RefSeq, a predicted model, not a curated record